This is a messenger RNA of Alternaria infectoria, 1353 nucleotides long. RefSeq lists its product as uncharacterized. The coding region runs from base 1 to 1353 and encodes 450 amino acids. The transcript has a single exon. The record is from RefSeq and is a predicted model, not a curated record. Lineage: Eukaryota; Fungi; Ascomycota; Dothideomycetes; Pleosporales; Pleosporaceae.
AUGUACGGCUGCGAUGAGUACUUCGACGACAAACUCAUCGGUCGCAUCUACCGACUCCGCGAUGACCCGAGUCGCAUGUUCUCGGUCUGCCUAUUGCCCCCUCCGUCAUCAAAGUUGUACCUUACAUCGGAGCAAUACAAGUGGAAAAUGAGGGUAUUGCCACCGCAGAAGAAUGAUCAAAUGCUCAAAGUCAUAAAGAAGACGAUCAUCGAGCUGAACAAGCAAUACAUGCUCUUUUGGCGCAUUGGUCUGGAAGUGUCACACUUGACGAUGAGCCCUCCCCUAUGGCCCCGCCAUUUAGAGGAGUACUCGACUAAGCUGUACGCUUUCAAGGAGAAGGAUCAAGAGUUUCCGAUGGCAGUUGAGACAACACUAUCUAGAGGCUGUCGCGUUUUGACCGCGGAUACCAUUCUGGUACGCGAGAAAGAUGACAUGAACGGACCCAAACGCGGCAUGCCGCUAAAGACAUGGCUUCUCUCGCUGGUCAAUAGUAGCAAUCGUCUGGGUGAAGCUGGGUGGCAGCUCCAGCGGGGAUGGUGGGCUUCGAACGGUCAGAACUUCCUCAUCAUGACGUUGCCAGCCGAAAUACGCUGCGAGAUUCUCCGGCAAAUCUUGGGUGGCAAUAUCUAUCCUGUUGCCAGAGAAAAUCCGAAUGUGUCAGGACCUGUAGUAUUUCUGGGAGCCAAGAGCGGGAAUAUGCCUGUAUCUCAUUGGCCUGAAGUCCCACCGGCUUCCCGGCCAGAUCCACCCAACUAUGCCAUCCUUCGAGCCAGCAAACAGAUCUACAAUGAGGCCCUGAAAGCGGCGUGGGAGGGUACAACAAAGCACUUUGCAGAUGGACUUUGGCUGGAGAAAGUGCUGGAAGCACCAAUUGCCCCAUCUAACCAUCGCUGGCUCACUCAUAUCCAACUCUCCAUGAGUACAAAAGAAUGCUUCCGAUUUUUCGGGAUUGACAUUCACCCCGUCCUUCGAUUGCCGCCGCUUGUACCAAAAGCUCGCUUGCUGCAAGGAAUCGCUACCCUUAAUAACCUCGAAAUCGUAUUUGGAUCACCAUACGUUCCCUAUUCAAACCCUUGGUUUUCUUUUCCCAAUCGCCCGCCAACUAUAAUGAAGUACCCGUGUCAUAAGAUCAUGGUCGAGUGGGCGCUGAUCUUCGCCUUUCCAUACCUCAAGCACAUCCCGAAUGUUCGGCUCGCAGGCUGUAUCAAGACCUGCACAAAAUCGAAAUGGGAACAUAUCCUAAGCAAUGAGUACUACCUGCGGAAGGAAAGCUUCAAGACUCACGGAUACGACCCUGCUAUGGAGGCUUAUGAGCUGUUAGAAGAACAGCGCCCUAUGCACCGGCAAGUGUGA